AUGGAAGAAAACCAGAUAACCCUGGACAACCUUGGGAAGGGCUCAGACAACCCAGCUUUCAGCUCCAUGGGGGAGGAGAGACUCUGUGAGGAAUGUGAUGGUCCAUGUGAUGAGACCAAAGAGGAGAGGAGAGGAGAAGGGAAAGGGAGAUUCUCCUCCUACUGCAGGAAGUCUGUGCAGCCGGCUUCCAAGGCAAAGCGCUUCUGCAAGGCUUAUGCCAAGGUGUUGAGGAGGGUCAUCUUGGGGCUCCUUGGAGUAGCCUACCUGUGCUACCUUAUUGCGGCCUGUUGGCUCGACUUCCAGCGAGCCCUUGCCUUGGUUGUGAUGACUGCAGUGGUUGUCGUCUUCACCUGCUGGAGCCUCUUCAAGAAGCACUGUGGGGCAAAGGUACUGCUGCUCCUCAGCCCCAUUUGGAAAUGCUUCAGAAGGUCCUGGCUAUGGCUGAAAUGGCUGCUGUGGGUGGCUCUCUUGGGAGGCCUGAUCACAUGGCUGGCUUUGGACACCGCCAGAAAUCCAGAGCAGCUCAUCUCAUUGGCUGGCUUCUGCUUCCUGGUGCUGUUCCUGUUUGCCUGCUCCAAGCACCACAGAGCAGUGUCCUGGAGAGCUGUUUUUUGGGGUCUUGGCUUGGAGUUCAUAUUGGGACUUUUCAUCCUCCGAACAACCCCUGGCAUCCAAGCUUUCCAGUGGCUGGGUGACCAGAUCCAGUUCUUCCUGGGCUACACCACAGCUGGCUCCAGCUUUGUCUUUGGGAACACGCUCAUUGAAGAAGUCUUCGCCUUUCAGACUCUGCCCAUUGUUGUUUUCUUCAGCUGUGUGAUGUCCAUCCUCUACUACCUUGGCAUCAUGCAGUGGCUCAUUGUCAAGAUCUCCUGGAUCCUUCAGGUCUCAAUGGGCACCACUUCCACUGAGACCCUGAGUGUGGCAGGGAAUAUUUUUGUGGGACAGACUGAAGCCCCGCUGCUCAUCCGCCCAUACCUUGCAGACAUGACCCGUUCAGAAAUCCACACUGUGAUGACUGGCGGCUUUUCUACAAUUGCAGGCAGCGUGAUGGGUGCCUACAUAUCCUUUGGGAUAGAUGCAGCGUCACUGAUCGCAGCUUCCGUGAUGGCUGCACCCUGCGCCCUUGCCAUGUCCAAACUCGUCUAUCCUGAAGUGGAAGAGUCCAAGUUCAAGGGCAAAGCAAGCAUCCGCCUCCCCAGGGGAGAAGAGCAGAACAUCCUGGAAGCUGCAAGCAAUGGGGCUGCAGCCUCUGUAGGGCUCAUAGCCAACAUUGCAGCCAACCUCAUUGCCUUCUUGGCGGUCCUGGAGUUCAUCAAUGCUGCCCUGCGCUGGUUUGGGGAGAUGGUAGACAUCGAAGGGCUCUCCUUCCAGGUUAUCUGCUCCUAUGUCCUCAUGCCUGUGGCCUUUCUUAUGGGUGCAGACUGGGCAGACUCACCGCUGGUGGCUGAGCUCUUGGGGAUGAAGAUCUUCCUGAAUGAGUUUGUGGCAUACCAGCAGCUGGCCACAUACAAAAAAAACCGUCUGUCGGGUCUGGAGGAGUGGGAUAGGAGCCGGAAGCAGUGGAUAUCUGAGCGAGCUGAGAGCAUCGCCACCUUUGCGCUCUGCGGAUUUUCCAACUUCAGCUCCAUUGGGAUCAUGCUUGGAGGUUUGGCCUCCAUGGUUCCCCAGCGCAAGGGUGACUUGGCGUCCAUUGUGCUGCGAGCCCUACUCACUGGCACGUGUGUCUCAAUGCUCAAUGCCUGCCUGGCAGGCCUCCUUCAUGUGCCAAUGGAAGUGGGUGACUGCGUGACCUUCCUCAGCACUGCCAACUUUAGCUCUACCAGCUACACCAUGUAUACCUGCUGCAAGCAGCUCUUUGCCAGCUCAAUGCUCGACAACGGGACACUCUCCUUCACGGGAGCCUGGGCCGGCCUGGCAGAGGGCGUGCAGUGCCUGACACAGUGCUGUGGGCACUACAACCACACUACCUGCGAGGGGACAACCUAG
Messenger RNA from Nestor notabilis (Kea), 1986 nucleotides. Its product is annotated as sodium/nucleoside cotransporter 1-like. Gene Ontology annotation, biological process: nucleoside transmembrane transport. Gene Ontology annotation, cellular component: membrane. The transcript has 17 exons. NCBI's taxonomy places the organism in Eukaryota, Metazoa, Chordata, Aves, Psittaciformes, Psittacidae. The record is from RefSeq and is a predicted model, not a curated record. Gene Ontology annotation, molecular function: nucleoside:sodium symporter activity. Bases 1 to 1986 code for a protein of 661 amino acids.